AGCCUCUGAGCGCCGCCGCCGGUCUCCCAGUUCUCCUGAGCGCCGGACCCAUGGCCGCAUCUGUCCGCGCGGCGCUCCUUCUUGGCGUCCUGGCUCAGCUCCCGCCCCACUUUCUUUGGGCGUCGCCGGCCGGGACUCACUCCCUUUGCUAUGACUUCACCAUCAAUUCUAAGGCAGCACCUGGACAGCAAUGGUGUAUGAUCCAAGGCCAGGUGGACCACAAGAAUUUUCUCUCCUAUGACUGUGGCCUGGACAAGAUCAAAUCCUUGAGUGCCCUGGGAGGGAAAAUUAGUGCCACAAUCACCUGGGAAGAACAAAAAGCCACACUGAGAGAUAUGGGGGAUAUGCUAAAACAGAAACUGGAUGACACUAAAGCAGAAAAUGACAUGGCCAAAGGUCUUCACACUCUGGAGGGCAGGAUGUGUUGUAGGCUUAAAUCCAGUGGAUGCACCAGCGGCUCCUGGCAGUUUGGCUUCAAUGGCCGGAUGCGGCUUCGCUUUGACUCAGACAACAAAAGGUGGACAGUGGUUCAUCCUGGGUCCAACUGGAUGAAAGAAAAGUGGGAAGAUGACAGAGAAAUGACCAAGUUCUUACACAAGACCUCAAUGGGUGACUGUAGAACCUGGCUUCAGAACUUGAAGGAAUGGGAGGCAGAGCUGGAGCCAACAGGACCUUCAAUCACCAACCCAGACAGAGUCUUCCAGGAGUCCGCAGCCAUCGCACUGAUUCCCUGGGCCCUGCUCUGGAUCCUCACCUACUUUAUCCACCUAGGCCUCCAGAUCUUCCUGACAGGUUGAAGAUGCUCCCAAGAAGCUUCUGGAAAUGUGAUUCAGUUAAAUAACUGUCCUUACUGGUCUUCUGCCAGUCUACUACCUGCUCUUCCUCCAUAGAGCAGAUGAAGAUUGAAGUACAAACCCACAGGCCUCCAGCAUGUCAGACUUUCUCAUGUGGCCUAGAGCUCCUCUGCUUAUUCAGAUCUAGUGAGAUUGAGAAGAACGUUGUGAAUGUCCCUUCUAGGCACACCACGAGCCAUAAUCAACUUCUGCAAGAGUCGGACUGUUCUGAUUGCUGCUUUCACUUUCCCAUCCAUUAUAGCAGCCACACAUACCUUUCCUUUGCCACCCACUGGCCCCUGCUACCCCAGGAUCUGAUGACCCCCAUGAAGAUAUUGUGACUUCAGCUUCAACUUUGAGCCCCUUAUUCUGUUUUGUGAUAGUCCAGUUCUGCACUCUUUGUUAAUACAUUAGGCCAAGUCCUUUGCUAACCUAUGGAAUUGUACACUUAGCCUCUGGCUGCUGGAACAGGAAAUCUCAACAAGGUGUUUCCAUCCUGGUCCUGGGUAAUCAAAUACAUCUCUACACUUUGUGUAGACCUUUGUAUAGACUGGAUCUGGAAUGUCCCCCAAAGAUCUGUGUGAUCUAUGUGUUGACUCUGGUGCUAUUGAGAGGUGAGGAAAACUUUAGGAGGUGAGGAGUUGGGUCACUCUUUGAAGGGCUCUUUAUGUCCUAGGCCCCUUCCUCCCUCUCUCCCUCUCUUUUAAAAAAGAAUAAAUUACUUAUUAUUGCUAC
This is a messenger RNA of Ictidomys tridecemlineatus (thirteen-lined ground squirrel), 1568 nucleotides long. Its product is annotated as UL16-binding protein 1-like. Gene Ontology annotation, cellular component: external side of plasma membrane. Lineage: Eukaryota; Metazoa; Chordata; Mammalia; Rodentia; Sciuridae. The record is from RefSeq and is a predicted model, not a curated record. Gene Ontology annotation, biological process: antigen processing and presentation of endogenous peptide antigen via MHC class Ib; antigen processing and presentation of endogenous peptide antigen via MHC class I via ER pathway, TAP-independent; immune response.